This is a messenger RNA of Gaeumannomyces tritici R3-111a-1, 1206 nucleotides long. RefSeq lists its product as hypothetical. Lineage: Eukaryota; Fungi; Ascomycota; Sordariomycetes; Magnaporthales; Magnaporthaceae. Bases 1 to 1206 code for a protein of 401 amino acids. The record is from RefSeq and is a predicted model, not a curated record. The transcript has 3 exons. Gene Ontology annotation, molecular function: protein binding.
AUGAACGGGAUCGGAGACAACGCCGUGCCGCUCAUCCUCGAGCUCUUGGGGUUGUUUGAGCGGCACGGGCUGGAUUUGGAAAAGCCGCUUCCGGGCCCAGUCAAGGAGACGUUUGCGCGUUCCGCCGUCAACAGGGGAAGCACAGAGGUACUCCGGUGGGGCGUCAGCCGGGGCGUCUCGGUGCCCGACGACAUCCUCGCCCACCGCUGGGUCGACGAGGAGAUGCUAAGGUGCCUGGUCGACGAGGUCGGCUUCAGGGACGCGAACCUCGACGGCCUGUCGAGGCUGAGGCUCGGGCUGCCGGGCCGCUCCGACGACGACGGCGCCGCCACCCUGAGCCUGAUCCGCCGCAUCCUCGACAACCUUCCCGCGCCGCCGGCGCCCGGCCUCGUCUCUAAGGCUUUCUGCGCCGCGGUCGGGACCGGCGACCGCGCCAUGGCCCGGUUCUGGCUCGACCGCGGCGCCGACGUGAACCAGCCCUCGGCGCCCCACGGGGCGAUGACGCCCCUCUUCGCGGCCAUGAGCAGGAACGACGAGGCGCCGGACCCGGGCAUGGUCCGGAUGCUGCUCGAGGGCGGCGGCGACAACGUCGCCGGCCACACUCCCGGGAGGUACGGGGGACGCUCGCCGCUGCUCGCGGCCCUUGCGCACGCCUGCCCGGACGUCGAGGUCAUCCGGAUGCUGCUGGAUAAGGGCGCUGACGUCAACACCAGCUGGAAUGGGAGCGCUCUACACGCGGCUGCUCGCCACGGUUCCCCGGAGAUUGUCCAGCUGCUCAUCGACCGCGGCGCCGGCCUCGAGGCGCGCAACGACAAGGCCGAGACGCCCCUGCUCGCGCUCGCCUGCCCCACCCACCACCACCACGCCGGGCUGGUGGGCUGCGCGCGCGUCUUCGCGUCCGCGGGCGCCGACUUUGGCGCCGUCGACUACCGGGACCGGACGCUGCUGCACCUGCUGGCCGACCCGGAGCGGGCGCUCCCGGUAUGGGUCCCGGACGUGGUCAGGGGCGUGGCCAGGGUCGCCGUCGACAGCGGCGGCGGCGACCUGGAGCGGAGGGACUGGAGCGGCCACACGGCGACGGACCGGUUCAAGGAGCGGUUCGGCGUCCCCCUCGGCGAAUUUCUAGAAGGCGGCGGCACGUGGCUGGAUCCGGUUGCCUUCGCAGCCGUGUUGCGCCAGGCGGCGUCUCCGAGGGGCGGGUCUUGA